AUGGCCUCCUUUCUCCCUGUCAACACCUCCGAAGACGCCAUGGACGGAGCAGCCACCCCGCGUGCAAUCCCAAACGGUGUGCCGGCCACAUCGGACGGAUCGACAACAGACCCGGACGGGGUGUCACAGAGCCGUGGCAGUGAGGCUUCAUCCCGCACAACCGUGACUCAUGUCCGAACGCCCUCCAUGUCAGACGAGCCCAUGCAAGACUCCGAGGGAGAGGAGGACUCGGAUCGGGAUCAGGACCUGGGGAGUAAUGCCCCACCCUCGAAAAAGAAGAAAGGACAACGCUUCUUCUGCACCGAUUUCCCUCCCUGCAACCUGAGUUUCACUCGAAGCGAACAUCUGGCCCGCCAUAUCCGCAAACACACGGGCGAGCGCCCCUUCCAAUGCCACUGCUCGCGGCGCUUCUCCCGCCUCGACAAUCUCCGACAACACGCGCAGACGGUCCAUGUGAAUGAAGAGAUCCCCGGGGAUUCGCUGGCGGCCACGGGGACGCGAUUUCAACGGCAGGUCCGGACGGAGAGGGUGCGCCCACCGGGUCGGGCGCGGGCAGGCACCGGAGGCAGUAUAGGAGGACAUAGCCGAGGUCAUAGCAGGAAUUUAUCCACUUCGAGCAUUGCCUCCACGACGUCGACGUUCAGCCAGCCUCCGGAGUUGAGGCGGCGACCCCCGCCUCUGAUCAUGGCCAAUGACCCCGCGGCGCGAUCCCGUCUGGCCAUGGAGACCAUGGGGGAGCCGCCCAGUACGCCCCCAGGGCAGAUCCGUGGGGUUCCCGGUCCAGCAGCGGGGUCCCCGUAUACACCCUCCAAUAUGUUUGCUGCCAAUGGAAGUCCCCAAUAUGCAUCCCCCAUGUCGACCACAUCACAUGGGUUCUGGGAGGGCAAGACGGCUGCCCGUCGUCUGUCCGUGCCCACCAGCAGCAAUCCGUUCCUCGCACAGCAUGGCAACGCAUAUCCGCCAGUCUAUCCCGCCCCGGGAGUCCCCUAUCCCAAUCCCGCCGGCGUGUUCGCCAGCCCCGCGAGCUCUCAUUAUUCGGUCUCGCGGGAUGAAGGUACGCUCAGUGCCGCGGAGGCUGAAAUGCGCAGAAGGACAUGGCACCCUUCGUCCUACACCGGAUUCCCCCGCCCUGGCACAAGUGGCUUAAAUCAUUAUCACACUCCGGACACGGUGCCAGCCUCAUUUGGGGGGAAUGGAAAUGGCAAUGGCAAUGGCUCUGUAGAAAAUCCGCCUCGGCUGCCCGGUAUCGAGAGCUUUGACAAAGUAGUCUCCCAGCAACGGCCAUUGACUCCCCCUGGUCGGAAAGCGAGCCCCAUGCAAAUUGAUGGCCACCAUCGUCAACCUUCCGGUCACUCCCAGGCCUUUGGCUCUGGGUUCAACUAUACUCAACCCGCCCAUCGCCCACCGCCACCCAUCUCCGGUCCUGGGCAUCGUCGUGGCCACGUCUCCUGGGACAUGUCCUUGCAUCAUAACCUCACCGGACUGGACAUCCGAGACCGACGCCCUUCGACUGCCUCUGCAUCUCAGUGGAGUCAGCAGACCAUUGCUGAACUUCAAAACGUCUCCUCCCGCCCAUCCUCCUCUUACCAACCUACUUUUGGUCCUACCGCAGAGAGAAGCCCGGAGGAGUACCGUUCUCAUCGUCCCAGUCUUUCAACCAGCAGUCGACCGGCACGCACAUCCCCCGAAGAUUCCAGCAGCAGCGAGGGCGUCCAUACCCCAUCUACUGCCUCGCUUGAAUACCAUCCCGCAAUUGUGCAUAGCAGUGGAUAUAUCGAACCCAACGACUCCCCCAUCCCAUCCGAACACCCUCCACCGAUCUGUAGUCGGCAAUCCUCUCACGUGGACGACUUCCCCGCCAGCAACGACCGAGAGCCUCGAUCCAACAUGUACGAGUCUCCUGCCCGGAACACCGGCAUGGGUCGCUUGGAGGCUCUCGUCGCCGUCGCUACCAGCGAGAACAAAGGAGCAGCGAAGCUGUUUCUGUAA
Messenger RNA from Penicillium salamii, 1989 nucleotides. The record is from the annotation of a GenBank genome assembly. NCBI's taxonomy places the organism in Eukaryota, Fungi, Ascomycota, Eurotiomycetes, Eurotiales, Aspergillaceae.